Molecule: messenger RNA, 1212 nt
Organism: Strongyloides ratti
Lineage: Eukaryota; Metazoa; Nematoda; Chromadorea; Rhabditida; Strongyloididae
Product: Initiation factor eIF-4 gamma, MA3 domain and MIF4-like, type 1/2/3 domain and Armadillo-type fold domain-containing protein
Exons: 2
Coding region: 1-1212 (403 amino acids)
Biological process (GO): negative regulation of DNA-templated transcription
Source: RefSeq, a predicted model, not a curated record
AUGAGUUACAUUUUGUCACGCCACACUUCUGAGUGUAAUGAUGAUCCUGAAAUUUUAGCAGGAAUUAUUUCAACAAAAGAAUCUAAAAAAAGGCAAUCUUUAAAGGAGCAACAAAAUUUGAGUAAACGUAAUAGUCGAAAUAGUUCUUCUUACUCAAUUGAUAAAAAUAGUACAACGCAAUCACCAGCUAAAAUUAGAUCUCGUAGAUCAUCUAGACAUUCACAAUCUCGUUACUCCAGUAUUGAUGGAGAUGAUAAUGAUGAUUUGAUUGUAGAUGGUCUUCCAGAUGAAGAUAUUGAUACUGAUUCAGAUGACAAUGAAACAUAUGCUAUUUAUAAUAAAGCUAAAGCAGAACAAGUAGUUUCAAUGUCAUUAAUUGACUAUUUUUCAUCUCAAGAUAUUGAUGAAACUGUUGAAAUUCUUCUUCCAUUUAUGAAUGAAAAAUGUAUAACAGAGACAUUGAAAAAAAUUAUAACUUAUCCAAUGACAAAUGGUGAUUAUGGAGUUUAUGGAGCAAUUUCUGAUUUAAUAUUUGCUUUAGUUAAAAAAAUGGAAAAAUCAUACAUUGAUAUACAUGGACCACUUCAAUGUGUCAUUGAAGAAGUUCUUUUAUCUAUCAAUGAAUGGUCACUUGAUUGUCCAAAAGUUGAAGAUUUAUUUGCUGUUUUUUUGGCUCGUCUUACACUUGAUGAUAUUUAUCAGGAUGGACAUCUUCAGGGAUUACUUGGAAAAUUUAGUCUUUAUGAUGGAGCAGAUAGUUGUAUUAAUAAAGCUAUUAAUAUUGUUAAUAAACCUGAAAAAAUAAGACAAAUUAUACCAGAAGUAACUGGAUAUGAACCAAUUGAAAAUUUAUCUCAACAAAUAUUUUUAAUUAUUAAAGAAUAUCUUCGUGCUAAUAGUAUUGAAGAGACAAGAAAAAAAUUAGUUGAUUUACAAUCUCCCUUAUAUAAACAUGAAAUUGUUUACCAAUGUUCUAUUAUCUCUGCAAUUGAGAAUGACAAGACUGUUAAUGCUCUUUUAGGAGAAUUAAUAAUGAAGAUGUAUGAUGAUAAUGAGUUACCACCAAGAUUUAUUAAAGAAGGUCUUGUUAGAUUCUUCCAAAACAUUAAAAAUCAUCAAUUAAAAAUUGGAAAAGAAGAGGCUGAUGGUUUUGUUAAUGUUUUACGCCAAAAAAAGGAACUUGGAAUUGAUGAAUGCAUUAAAUGCAUAUAA